This is a messenger RNA of Caenorhabditis briggsae, 3150 nucleotides long. RefSeq names its product Protein CBR-TAG-172 (gene Cbr-tag-172). Gene Ontology annotation, molecular function: ATP binding; protein kinase activity. Gene Ontology annotation, cellular component: nucleus. Bases 1 to 3150 code for a protein of 1049 amino acids. The record is from RefSeq and is a predicted model, not a curated record. Lineage: Eukaryota; Metazoa; Nematoda; Chromadorea; Rhabditida; Rhabditidae. Gene Ontology annotation, biological process: protein phosphorylation. The transcript is spliced from 8 exons.
AUGCUCACCGAGCUCUAUCCAAUGCUCUGUUUCCACUCCCUCGGAUUCCUGUUCAUUUCUAUGUGUGUGACACCGGAGCUGAAUGGAAAAACGAAGGCCACCUCCAAAGUGGCCGUGCCAACGACGACGGUGGACCAAUCCACGUCAUUUGCAUUCCCUUCAUCUCCAUCGGUCUCACCGUACUGUCUGACCGCGUGCUCAUCACCAAACCCACAAUCAUCGUCGCGUGAGCCUUCAGCCUCGACGAACAACCAUCAUCUUUUAUCACCUCUAGUCUCACGUCGUCACUACAUCUCUCAUCGAUUACCUCAACGAGCUGUACUUUCGAACGCGCCACCAAUCCAGUCAGCUGCUAUUGUCUUUAAGACAUCGGCGGUGCAAAGUCAAGCGCAACCCCAACCACCACCGAUAUUAGUCGUAGGUCCUCCCCAAGAAAUGCCAGUAUUUCAUCAAAAAGUGGCAAGCAGCGGCGGCGCUGGUUCCAUUGCCAAUCCCAAUUCUUUGGCACUCCGUCGUCUACCACUUGUUGUUAUUCCACGAAAACGAAAAUACAAGAAUUACGUUUCUCGUCGCCGGAAUACUCAACUACUUGCCAGUUUACGAAGAUGUGUCUCUGACCCCCACCUCUACAAAAGCUACAACCACUGGAAAGGUCUUUCCAGCCCGAUGACUCCUAUAAAAUCUGGAGCUCCUACACCAUCUCUCGCACCCACUUCUAAAACUUCUACUCCUCUUACCGUACCACCAGCGGUACCCGCUCAUAAAAAGUUGACACCGAAUCCGUCGCCUACUCAAAAUCCUGUCAAACUUCCUUCUCCACAUGCAGUUUCCGAGAAGCCAGAAAAAAUAGAGAGAAUUGAGAACGCUGAAAAACCACUGGCGGAAAAAUCUAAAGCUGCAGUUGCUCCAACUACAGUACCCGCGAGAGCUCCAGUAACAAAGCCCGCUGCUCCUAAAACUCCAGUAGCUACUGUUGCUCCUUUGGCUGAACAGGAAGGUUCAUCAAGCUUCAACCAAUUUCCUGCUCCAUCUCCAAUUUCGAAGCAAGUCUCUGGAAAACUAACAGAGCUGAAGAGCAAGAAUGGUCCACCAACUGAGAAGACCGUGCUAAGGAUUCCAUCCGCUGCGUCUACUAGGGCGAAAUUAGCUUCUGCUGAAACUCAACCCCAGCCAACACCUGCUAAACCUUCUCCAUUUGCUCCAGCGAUUGCUCCUCUGAGGGACGGUGCCCCCGCUCAACCAGCGCCUGUUCAAAAUGUUGCAGCUCCACCAAGGCCACCUGUCGCAAAGCAGAACUCUCUUCAAAAGCCUCCCGAGCCAAAACGAUCAAUUGGCGCUCCCCCAAAGCCAAUAGUACCAAAUGAAGCUGUACAUAAAAUUGACGGCAUUGAGUUUCUUCCCAAAGAACCGGAAGAUGGUCAACUUCCCACUACUUCUACGGGUGGUCCGAAGGCUCUCCGACGAGCUUAUGGAUCUAAAUCGGGUACCACGAUAUGUGCAAUUGGCAGUCCAAAUGUGCCAUCGACAAGUCAUGCGGCUCCACCACCAGCGGAUGACGAGAAGAGGUUGAUAGAAAAAAAGUUGUCUCUUCGAAAAAAGAAAAUGGCUGGAGAGGGAGUACCAGGAGGAUCACUACUAACUGGAUCGAAAUCUGGUGUAGAAAUUGGGUUGAGCUUGAAUAACAACAAUAAUGUCAAAGAGCAAACCGAUGAGCAACGUGCUAAGAAAACUGUGAAUGCCGUAUCUGCUGCGUUUUCCACUCAAGGAGGAUCUGGAGCAGGUCAAGGUGCACCUCCAGAAGAGCCGACUACUACUGCAACCAUUCGAGAACCACCACCACCUGGCGCUCAAAAACCAAAAUCUGCAGCGGUUCAAAAUUUGAUAACACAGCUCCAACUACCAGCUUCUGUAUCUGCAAAAGUUGAUAAAAUCAUUGCUAGUGGUGAUAAGGCACGGAAACCGUCUAGAACUGGUUUACAGACUCAACAAAACCGAAGCAAGAUUAUCGAGCAGAAUCCAUUGGCCACGGACAAGUUGAGAGAUGAUAAGGAUGGUCAUUUGGUCUACUCCAAGGGAGAUUUCAUUUUGAACAGAUGUGAGUGUUUUUUUGUGUUUUGUAAAACAUUUGAACUUUUUCCAGUUGUCAUCCACGAAACACUUGGAGAAGGAACCUUCGGAAAAGUUGUUCGAGUCAUCGAUACGGUCACUGACAACUUCAUGGCGCUGAAAAUUAUCAAGAACGUUAACAAGUACCGUGAAGCUGCCAGACUUGAAAUUAAGGUGCUCCAAAGGUUGUCGGAGAGAGAUAAGGAGAAACAAAACUGGGUCAUUCACAUGGGAGGCCACUUCGAAUACCAAGGACACAUGUGCUUGAUGUUUGAUUUGUUGGGACCAUCGAUUUUCGACUUCUUGAAGAACAAUCACUAUCGUCCCUAUCCAAUCAACCAAACGAUGCACAUCGCGUGGCAAGUUUGUAAGGCAGUCAAGUUUUUGCACGAGAACAAGCUCACCCACACCGACUUGAAGCCUGAGAACAUCCUGUUCGUAUCUGGUGACUACACUACCCAAGUAAUGGACAAGAAGCCGACCAAAGUCCUGAAAGAAACACAAAUUCGAUUGAUCGAUUUUGGAUCGGCCACUUUCGAUCAUGAGCAUCACUCAACGAUUGUGUCUACACGCCAUUACAGAGCUCCGGAAGUUAUUCUUGAACUCGGAUGGAAUCAACCGUGCGACGUCUGGUCUGUUGGAUGUAUUCUCUACGAGCUGUACACUGGGUGCACCCUCUUCCAGACUCACGAGAACCGUGAACACUUGGCGAUGAUGGAGCGAGUGCUUGGAGAUAUUCCACCAAGAAUGGCUAAGAAGACAAAAACCAAGUUCUUUGUCAAUGGCCGCUUGGACUGGGCGCAAUCUUCCCCGGAUGCUGCCUACGUUCGUGACAACUGCAAGCCACUCAGGCGCUCCAUGACCUGCACUGAGCCAGAGCACGUUGAGUUGUUCGAAAUUAUCGAGCACAUGCUUGCUUACGAACCAAUGGGACGAAUGAAAUUGUCGGAAGCAAUCGAACACCGUUGGUUCCGACGUCUUCCAGACGAAUUGAAGCAUUCUACUGUGCUGACACCUCCGACCAAGGCAAACUUCCCAAUGUAA